Clarias gariepinus (North African catfish) is the source of this 2018-nucleotide messenger RNA. RefSeq names its product centrosomal protein 57 (gene cep57). Lineage: Eukaryota; Metazoa; Chordata; Actinopteri; Siluriformes; Clariidae. Gene Ontology annotation, molecular function: identical protein binding; gamma-tubulin binding; microtubule binding. Bases 66 to 1385 code for a protein of 439 amino acids. Gene Ontology annotation, cellular component: centrosome. The record is from RefSeq and is a predicted model, not a curated record. The transcript is spliced from 10 exons.
GCUGGUUACUCCUGUACAGUGUGUGUGAGUCAGCCUGUGCGCGCGCGCGCAUCUUUGUGCGUGAGAUGAGCCAGAUGUUGGACUGCGUGUCUUUGGCCUCCUACACGGAGUAUCCCACUGACCGGCCUUUCAUCAACACACGCCGAAACACACACCACGACACACACAGAAGAACACACCGCUCUGCGAAACCUGUGAAAGCGUUUCCUGAGAGCAGCGGUGCAGCGAUCCUCUCCGCUCUGCAGAACCUACAGGAGAAGAUCCAGAGGUUGGAGCUGGAGCGAAUGCAAGCAGAGCGGAGGCUUUCGGGGGAGAACCUUCACACGGGGAACACAGCAGAGACAAAACCACACAAGAACCGGGACUCUCACACACACAGGAGACUGGAUUUUGCCUCUCAGUUAGCAGCAGUUGAAGGUAAAUGCAGUCGGUUGGAGAAACAGCUGGAGUUACUGAAGACGGUGGUGAGGAGCACAGAGUCAGACCGAGCAGCGGUUCUCAAACACCAGGAGCGUGUGCGCGGCUCGAGCGAUGUGUGUGUGAAGUUGGAGAGGUUGGAGCAGGACUGCAGGAGACUGACACACACUCAGAGCAGCGCCGAGGCCAAAAUCAGACAGCUGGAGAGUAAACUGCAGGAGGAGGAACAUCAGAGGAAACUCAUCCAGGAUAAAGCUACACAGUUACAGACAGGCCUUGAGGCCAAUCGAAUUCUGAUCGAGUCCGUGUCGACCCGCCCACACCGCUCCUCCCAGAGCUCCAGGAAGAAGCUUGCGUCCAAGAAGCCUUUGCAGCAGAGACAUUCUCUCACACAGCCACACUACAGACUGAGUCUGGGGGAUGUACCGUUUGUGACUGGAACUUCUACAGGGACAAGUCACUCUGUCCGCGCUAACGUGCAGCACGUCCUGCACCUCCUGAAGCAACACAACCGUCAGCUGUGUAACGAACACGUGCUGGGAGCUACGCCCCCGACCAAUGGGAAGGAGGCUUCAGAGCAUCAGUCAUGCGGUAGCUCCUCCUCUUCCUCUUCUUCUUGCAGGGAGGAGCUCUCGGAGCUGCUCCAGACGCUACAGGACGAGUUCGCGCGCAUCAGCUUCGAGCACCAGGAGUUGGGGAAGCAGGUCCAGGCGUGUCGCUCUGACAGACUGAGGCAGGAUUUGGAACGAGAGAGAGAGAACCUGGUGAAGAAGAUGGAGGAAAAAGGAGAACAGAUCGCUAAAGCGCGUCGACAUCAGGCUCAGGUGGGGAAGUUGAGGAAGCAGUCUAGGCGUGAAGGUGAGCUGAAGGUGAAGUCUAGACCAGGAGAGCGCAGUAAGGACAGUCUGCGUCUGCUCAAGGACAUGCGCACGCUGCAAACCUCACUGAGAUCGGACCAGCUUCAGUAGGAUUACUAACACACACACACGCACACACACACACACCCUCGCACGUCUCUGAAAUCUGGGAGAACGAGCUUAGGUUUGGUGUUUUCCCGGAUAAACACAGGAAAGUUCUAAUCUUCUGAAAAACAAAAAACCUUGCACAUUUUGUAAAAUGUUUUUUUUUUUUUUCUCAAAUGCAGUAAUACACACACAUAGAGGAAGUCCAGCGUCUGAGAGGGAAGAAUACAAACAGCAAAACAGAAGCCGUUUUUAUUUUUUAACAGACACACAGCAGAUCCACCAUCAUCAUCCUCAGAUCCAUCAAAUCUCCACAGAAGUUUGAACACCAUCACACCGUGACGCUGGACGUGUGGGACACGCUGCACUCUGGAACCUAAAACUCAGUGUUACCUUUUUAAAGAUUAUUCUUCCUUAAAAAAAUGUUAUGGGUUUAUGAUAACUAAAACAAUGCAAUAGGUGUUUAAAAUCAGGGUUUUUUAAACUAUUCAAUCAGACUAAUUACCUGGUGAAAGAUUAUACUUUUUCUUCCUUGAACUUUCUGCCCAUAGAGACCAUUUCCUUUCUUAUUAUUGUAUGUCCCAAUGUUUAUAGGGAUGACGGAGAUGAUUUCCAGCAGCGUAAUAAAGAGAAAACAUC